This is a messenger RNA of Cucurbita maxima (winter squash), 1294 nucleotides long. RefSeq names its product probable carboxylesterase 18. Lineage: Eukaryota; Viridiplantae; Streptophyta; Magnoliopsida; Cucurbitales; Cucurbitaceae. The coding region runs from base 53 to 1063 and encodes 336 amino acids. The transcript has a single exon. The record is from RefSeq and is a predicted model, not a curated record. Gene Ontology annotation, biological process: pollen tube growth. Gene Ontology annotation, molecular function: carboxylic ester hydrolase activity.
GCCGAGAGAGUAAAGUUUCAGAGGUUACGAUAAUAUUAAUCAUACCUUCAGCAUGUCUUCCACUGGCGACACUCAAUCUCCUUCCUCAUCUCCCAACCUUCCAUCCAAGCGUAAGCUUGCCGAUCUAUUCACUUCCGUCCUUUUCCGACAUGUUUUCCGAUCAGAUUUUACAGUGAACCGCGGUCUCCUCCGCCUACUCGACCGUAAAGUACCUCCCUCCACCACUCGCGGCGUCGCCUCCUUCGACACCACACUCGAUUCUUCAUCCUCCGACCUCUGGCUUCGUGUUUAUAAUCCUCCCACAUGUUCCGAGUCCGAUCGUAUGCCUGUUAUCAUAUACUUCCACGGUGGAGGCUUUGUAUUCGGCUCCGCCGAUUCCCAGCAGAUCGACUCGUUCUCUCGCGAUUUUGCUCGCGAAAUCGGAGCCAUUGUCGUCUCCGUCAACUACCGCCUCGCGCCGGAGCACCGAUUUCCGAGCCCAUACGACGACGGAUUUCGCGUUCUGAAGGCAAUCGACGAAGGAUCGAUCGCCAAAAGUCUUCCAGAAAAUGCUGAUAUAAGCCGCUGUUUCAUCGCCGGCGAAAGCGCCGGAGGUAACAUCGUGCAUCACGUGACGGUGAGAGCGGCGAAAUAUGAGUUCAAGAGGCUUAGGAUCGCAGGUAUGAUUGCCAUACAGCCAUUUUUGGGAGGAGAAGAGCGGACACAAUCAGAGAUUCGAUUUGGGAGAGGCGGUGGACUGACUUUGGAAACAGCGGAUUGGUAUUGGAAGGCGUUUCUACCGAUCGGUUCGAGCCGGGAUCACCCGGCUGCUAACGUGGUUCGGUCCGGGUCCGAUGUUUCGGGGCUGAAAUUACCACCGGCGCUUGUUGUGAAUGGGGGCUUGGAUUUGUUAAGCGAUCGGAUCAAAGAGUACUGUGAGUGGCUGGAGAAAUCGGGUAAAGAGGUUCGGGUCGUGGAGUAUCCGAAUGGGAUUCAUGGGUUUAGUUGGUUUUCAGAUCUUCCGGAAUAUUCCAUGCUGAUGCAAGACGCCAGAGAAUUCACCAGAAGGGUCUUGUUAAAUUAAAUCCGAAUUAGUUAAAUGAAAUAAAAAAAAGAACCAAGAAACUUGCUGUUUUUGUUUUGUUUUCUUCUUGUUUCAUACACGUGGCGUACAAAUUUCAGGGAACGAAGUCUCUAGUACUUUUAGGAAGGCUAACAAAAUGGAUGUGUGGUAGUUUGUGAAACAAUAUUGUAGUCACGUAACAUCAUUAGAAGAAUUAUAAAUUGUGUGAUGCCUACCAAUAUUUUGGGAUUA